AUUUUCUUCUGAUCCCUCCAGCCACAUGAUCUCACGUCCUCACCAUCAACGCCUCAACAGCACCGCCUCAACCCACGCGUUCUACCACCACCGCCGCCGCCGCCCAAACCACCUUACCUCUUUCACAAACAGAACUACCACGAGUGGACUCAGUGAAGGAUGGGAGGAGGGAACAAGAAAAAGUUUAAUGGUAAAUCCAAGAGCCGUAAACCACAUAGGAACUUUUCAUCAUCAGCUCGAGGCCAAGCCCUUUUCGUGGAAGGCGGCGUCUUAGCCGAUUGGUCUUCCUCCUUUAAUUCUUCUCCCUCCAGAGAGAAGAAUUUGAAUGGUGGGAAUGGAGUCUCUGGUUCUUCCAAGAGGUCUAGCAAUGGAAAGGGGAGGAAAGGUUUGAACUCGGGUUCGGGUUCGGUCUCUGGGUCGGGUUCCAGAAGCGAAUCUAGCAAGACUAGAGGAAAUGCUAUUGGUUACGUGUAUCCUUCCCUUGACGCUCAGGAAGGUUCAUUUGCCAAUGGAUAUGAGGAACGAGAGAGCAAAUUAAAAAAUUCAUGUCCAAUCGUUCUGGUUGAUUCUGAGGAUACCCCGAUUGUUGCCUAUGUAGAUGAGGGUCCCUCCAAGCAUAUUCAAUGCUCGGAAUACAAUUAUGAUUACACUAUGGGUUUCACAUUAGAUGAAAGCUCUCAUAGAGGUUUAGGUUUCCAUAACGAAGCAGAAGAGACUACAGCUGGUAUUGGAAUGUCUGCCAACGCAGAGGAGAAAGAAGAUUUUUAUGAUUCAUCAGCCUCUAAAGAGGAGUUGAAUGUUGACGAUGAGAAUGCCAGUGGUGAUGUUGAAGACGAAUUUCUUGCUGAGACAUUGUCUACCGCGGAGAAUCCGGGAUUUUUAUCUAUAGGUGGCUUGAAAAUAUAUACACGAGAUAUCUCAGAUGAUGAAAAUGAUGAAAGUGAUGGAAGUGAAGAAGAAGGAUUGCUGGAUGAGGAAAGCUUGGAGUCUUCUGAAUCAGAGGAUACCACCGAAACAUCUGAUAGUGAAGAAUCAUCUGAUAGUUCAGAUAUUGAUGAUGAGGUUGCUGCAGAUUACUUUGAAGGCAUUGGUGGGAGUGAAAAUAUUGUAGAUGUUGAUCAGCUGGUGGGACGAAAUCGUCGUUCAUCGCUUGAUAAUGGUCUUCUCAUUGAUAGACUUGACGACACCUUGGAAAAGUUUGGAGGCAUUGCCCUUCAAGAGGCAUCACGAGAAUAUGGCAUGAUGAAGCCUCAAUCAAGUAAAAGGUCUCGUGUCAAAGAUAGCAAAAUUUCAGCUGGCAAGUCUGCCUGGUCAUCAGCUUUGGAUGACAUAAUGGCUGUAAAGGAUCCAAGAACUAUUUCUGGAAGAAAGAAGCAUGAUGCCAAAUUUCCAAAGUCAUGGCCAUUUGAGGCCCAAAAGAGUAGAAAAUUUCGGAAUUCUCCUGGUGAGAAGAAGAAGCAUCGAAAGGAAAUGAUUGCAAUCAAGCGUCGGGAGAGAAUGCUGGGCCGCGGGGUUGAUCUCCAGCAAAUAAAUUUGAAACUGCAGCGGAUGGUUUUGGAUGGAGUUGAGAUUUUAUCAUUCCAGCCAAUGCAUUCUCGAGAUUGUUCCCAGGUCCAAAGGCUGGCAUCAAUAUACCGCUUAAGAAGUGCUUCUCAAGGUUCUGGUAAGAAAAGAUUUGUGACAGUUACAAGAACACAACAUACUUGUAUGCCAUCUUCCAGUGAUACAGUUCGUUUAGAGAAGUUGAUAGGAACUAAUGACAAGGAUUUGGAUUUCACUGUCUACGACAUGGACUCAGUGAAGAGAGAUAGGAAAACUCCUAAGAAGACUUCAAAAGGAGCCAAGUCAACUCCGGAUAAAUUGCAAUCUGAAGAGAACAAAAAGAAACGAAGUGGGAAACGGGGCUCUUUUGCUGCUCAACCUGUGUCCUUUGUUUCCAGUGGUAUAAUGGAUUCGGAUAUGGUUGAGCACUCGGCAAUUGAAACGAGCGAGACAAGUGAUAAUUGCCAAGAAAAGAAACAUGCUUCCAGUUCAAUAAAAUAUGGUGCUUUUGAACUGCAUACUACAGGUUUUGGCUCGAAGAUGAUGGCUAGGAUGGGAUAUGUAGAAGGAUGCGGCUUGGGAAAGGAUGGCCAAGGUAUGGCUGAGCCCAUUGAAGUUCUCCAACGUCCUAAAUCGCUUGGAUUAGGUGCUGAGAUUCCUGAAACAAGUGAUAAAUUGGCAAAAAAGGAAUGCCGACCAACAGUAUCAGGGCUGUCUUCUGAACUCCCGGGGACGAGUAAUAAAUUGGGAAAAAAAGAAUCUGCACAAUUUGCAUCUUUUGAGAGGCAUACAAAGGGAUUUGGGUCAAAAGUGAUGGCAAAGAUGGGUUUUGUUGAAGGCAUGGGCCUAGGGAAAGAUUCACAAGGUAUGAUUAGACCUCUGGUUGCAGUAAGACGUCCAAAAUCCCGAGGAUUGGGUGCCAAUGGUUAAGAGUCCAUGCAUAUGUAUAUUUUAUUUCACAAGGAGAGUUUGUUUCCUCCUUGCUUUGCUAUAUUUCAAGGGUCAGUUCUAAUUUAGUCUAUUCUGUACGCGGUCUGGCUACAAUGUGCUGAUAAUAUUUAUUCUCUUGUUUCCAUUAUCUUAUUGGAGCUCUUCAAGAAGUAAGAAUAAAAUGAAGCAGCAGCAUCCCGAGUACCUCUUAUUAA
This is a messenger RNA of Coffea eugenioides, 2687 nucleotides long. RefSeq lists its product as uncharacterized. Gene Ontology annotation, molecular function: nucleic acid binding. Bases 160 to 2472 code for a protein of 770 amino acids. The transcript has 8 exons. Lineage: Eukaryota; Viridiplantae; Streptophyta; Magnoliopsida; Gentianales; Rubiaceae. The record is from RefSeq and is a predicted model, not a curated record.